AUGGCCUCUUACACUUUGCAAAUUGUUCUUCAUCUGCUUUUGCUGGUGCACCUGUUUCUGAGGGGGGCGGCGGCAGCGCUCGGGCAGGCGCUGAUCCCGUACUACACAGGGGUGAUCAUAGACUGCGCGUCCAUUGAUCCGGACUUCAAGGAGUUCCAGUGGACCUGCCUGAAGCUGGUGAUCGUGUCGCUGGGCUGCGCGGUCUUCACGGGCAUCAGGGGCGGCCUGUUCACCAUAGGCAUGACGCGGCUGAACGUGCGGAUACGCACUAGCCUGUUCGACUCCCUGAUGCGGCAGGAGAUCUCUUUCUUCAGUUCCACGCGGACAGGUGAGAUCACCAGCCGGCUGUCGGCAGACACAACAACGGUGUCGGACCAGAUCUGCCUCAACAUGAACGUGGGCCUGCGCAGCCUGACACAGGCGGCCAUGGUGCUGGUGUUCAUGUUCCGAGCCUCCUGGCGCCUCUCAGUCAUCACAUUUAUCAUUAUCCCCGCCAUCAUCCUCAUCACCAAAGUCUACGGCGCCUACUACAGGGAGCUGGCAAAAGCGGUGCAGAAGGAGCUGGCGGAUGCCAAUUCAGUGGCUGAGGAGGCGCUGUCAUCCAUGACUACUGUGCGCGCGCAUGCUGCCGAGAACUCUGCCAAGGCGGCCUACCAGGAAUGCCUGCGGAAAUUCUACACGCUGCAGUUGAAGGAGGCCCUGGCUUAUGGGACCUACAUGAUCUGCACCACGUUCUUGCCCAAUGCGGUCAAUGUGGUGACGCUGUACUACGGUGGGAAUCUGGUGCUUGAUGGAAUGAUGUCAGCUGGGGCUCUCGUCUCCUUCAUGCUGUAUGUGGCCUCCUUGAAUGGAGCCUUUCAGGCACUGGGGGACGUCUUUUCGGCGUUUGCGGCAGCGCUCGGGGCGGCGGACAAGGUGAUAGAGCUGAUACAGCGCGAGCCGCAGUUACCGGACGCGGGCAGCCUGCAGCCGCCGUCCUUCUCUGGCCGCCUGGAGCUGCAGGACGUGAGCUUCAGCUACCCCUCGCGACCAGACUCGCGCGUCCUAGACUCCAUCUCCCUGCGGGUCAACCCCGGCGAGGUGGUGGCGUUGGUGGGGCCGUCGGGCGGGGGCAAGACAUCGAUAGUGAAGCUGGUGGAGCGCUUCUAUCUGCCGGACGCGGGCGCCGUACUGCUGGACGGCCUCGAAGUGGGCGCCUACGACCCCCGCUGGCUCAAGCGCAGGGUCGCCCUCGUAGCCCAGGAGCCGGUGCUGUUUGCGCGCAGCGUGCGGCGCAACAUCUGCUACGGGCUGGAGGCGGAGGACGGCGUGCACCCGAGGGACAUCCCUUCGGCUGCUGACGUGGAGCGCGCGGCGCGGCUGGCCAAUGCGCAUGACUUCAUCUCCGCCAUGCCCCAGGGCUACGACACCGAUUGUGGGGAGAAGGGAGUGUCUCUGUCGGGAGGGCAGAAGCAGCGCAUUGCCAUUGCAAGGGCGCUGGUUCGCAACCCGACAGUUCUACUUCUGGACGAGGCGACGAGCGCGUUGGAUUCUGACAGUGAAGCGGUGGUGCAAGAGGCGCUGGACCGUAUGAUGAGGAAUCACACCGUGCUAGUCAUUGCCCACCGUCUCUCCACAGUCGCAGGCGCCGACCGCAUCCUGGUGAUUCAAGGGGGCUCAGUGGCAGAGGAGGGAACGCAUGAAAGCCUGGCAGAGGCUGGAGGCCUCUAUUCAGCACUGGGCAUGUUGCAUCCUACAAAGCCCCCAAAAAGUAUCUGA
Molecule: messenger RNA, 1758 nt
Organism: Coccomyxa subellipsoidea C-169
Lineage: Eukaryota; Viridiplantae; Chlorophyta; Trebouxiophyceae; Coccomyxaceae
Exons: 13
Coding region: 1-1758 (585 amino acids)
Biological process (GO): transmembrane transport
Cellular component (GO): membrane
Molecular function (GO): ATP binding; ABC-type oligopeptide transporter activity; ATP hydrolysis activity
Source: RefSeq, a predicted model, not a curated record